CGGGCUGGGGCCGGGAGGGCUUCAGCACAGCCCAAGCCAACUCUCACCAAACAGCUGAGCACUGAGCCCCCUGGUGCUGGUGUCAAAACAUGAAACGCCACUUCACAGACUGUAGGGGAGAACAGUCACCAACGGAUGGGACCACCCUCAGCUUGACCAGCCCGGGGUCCACCGAGGAGAGCGUGGAAGUGUGCUGGCCAGGAACCAUAAAGAGGGAAGAGUCAUCUCCGAGGCCGGGGCUACCCUUUCUCCACGAGGAGGACAUCUGCUUCGUCUCCAGGGCACGGAGGAUGCUGAGCUGGAGCAGCUCUCCAUCAUCCCAGUCCUCCUCUGAGUACCAGUCCUACUCCCAGUACCAGUCCUGUUGUUCCUACAUGCACGACGAGGACGCCGCCCAGCAAAGUGUGUGUGCCUUCUACACCCACGUGCAGACUGUGCAGGGCGUGGCCGUGGCCUGGGAGACCGAGAAUGGCUUCGAGCCGGUCAGCAGGAAGCCCCGCAUUCAUGAAGCUGAGUUCAUCAAGAGGCAGAGGAGGAAAGGCUCCUCCUUUGAGAUGGCUUCCAACACCGACCUGCGCUGGGACUUGGAAGCCAGCAAGAACAACUGCUCCCCAGAGCCGGAUGACAUGGAGCUGCUGGCGCCCCUGGAGUGCUGCCUGCAGGAGCUGCGGGACCCUCCGGACUGGCUGGUCACCACCAACUACGGGCUGCGCUGUGUGGCCUGCUGCCGGGUGUUCCCCACGCUGGAGGCGCUGCUGGAGCACGCCCAAUAUGGCAUCCAAGAGGGCUUCAGCUGCCAGAUCUUUUUUGAGGAGAUGCUGGAGAGAAGGCGGGCUCGGGACCAAGCGCAGGAGCAACAGCUGGAGGAGGAACAGAGCCCUUCGGACAACAGUGAAUGUCCGCGGCCCCACGUCGAGGCGCUUCAGUCACAGCAGCAGAAGCAGUGAGCUGGAGUGACGCGCCCAGCUCUGCCCUCACUUCCGGCACCUCCGGUGCUCCUUCCCCAGCCGGCACGACCAGAGCCACCAGGGCAGGGAGAGAGGACGGGGGCCAGGGCAAGGAAGCAGGGGAACAUAGAGCUGGGUGGGCCGUGAGAGGGGAAGGGGAAGGAACCCUUCCAAAGGGCACAGCAUUUCAACCAGACUCCAUUUCAAACCUGAAUCCAAAGAGGAGGGCUUCAAGCGUUUCUGGCAGCCACCACAAGAUCUGAAGCCCCUAAGCGUGUGGCCACUGGGAUUUCUAUUUUUGCUGGUGGAUCAAGCAGGUCAUGACUUGCGGGAGAGCCCACUGCAAAUGAAGCUUCAGCCCUAUUUUUUUCAUUGUUAGGAACACAUCAUAUGCCCUAGUUCUAUGUCUUAUUUUAGUGGGAUUAAACUUGAAUAACUCAAAUUU
Molecule: messenger RNA, 1392 nt
Organism: Ceratotherium simum simum (southern white rhinoceros)
Lineage: Eukaryota; Metazoa; Chordata; Mammalia; Perissodactyla; Rhinocerotidae
Gene: FAM170B
Product: family with sequence similarity 170 member B
Biological process (GO): fertilization
Cellular component (GO): acrosomal vesicle
Source: RefSeq, a predicted model, not a curated record